Molecule: messenger RNA, 902 nt
Organism: Sipha flava (yellow sugarcane aphid)
Lineage: Eukaryota; Metazoa; Arthropoda; Insecta; Hemiptera; Aphididae
Gene: Der-2
Product: derlin-2
Exons: 7
Coding region: 168-902 (244 amino acids)
Biological process (GO): endoplasmic reticulum unfolded protein response
Cellular component (GO): endoplasmic reticulum membrane; Hrd1p ubiquitin ligase ERAD-L complex
Molecular function (GO): ubiquitin-specific protease binding; misfolded protein binding
Source: RefSeq, a predicted model, not a curated record
UACAUAUUAUGUAUCAAAACAUUGUUUUUUUUUUUUUAUUAAAAUUGUGUAUAUGUGGAUGAUUCACAUUUGUUUUGCCUAAAAAUGUCACCUAAGUUUUUUAUCAAUGGUUUACGAUUGUAGACACUGAUUAAACCGAGGAAUACAGUUUUGUUUUAACCAUCAUUAUGGCAUACCAUACAUUAAGACAAGAAUAUAUGCAGAUGCCACCAGUGACUAGGGCUUACACGACAGCCUGUGUGUUAACUACCUUAGCUGUUCAGUUAGAUGUAGUUUCUCCAUUUCAAUUGUACUUCAAUCCAUUAUUAAUUUUAAAACAAUUUCAAAUAUGGAGAUUGAUAACCACCUUUUUAUUUUUUGGAAAUAUUGGUUUUAAUUUUCUUUUCAACAUGAUAUUUACAUAUCGUUAUUGUCGUAUGCUUGAAGAAGGCUCAUUUCGAUCUAGAACAGCUGAUUUUGUAAUGAUGUUUUUGUUUGGUGCUACUUUAAUGAUUGUUUGGGCAUUUUUUAUCAACUUAUUAUUUCUAGGACAAGCAUUAACAAUUAUGUUAGUGUAUAUUUGGUCUCGAAGAAAUCCUUAUGUCAGAAUGAAUUUUUUUGGUGUAUUAAAUUUUCAGGCUCCAUACUUACCAUGGGUGUUACUUGGUUUUUCAAUUCUAUUGGGAAAUACACCAUGGGUAGAUUUGAUGGGAAUUGCUGUUGGUCACUGUUAUUACUAUCUAGAAGAUGUGCUUCCUCAGCAUAGAGCUAAUGUUAAAGUUAUUAAGACACCCCAAUUCUUAAAACAUCUUCUUGAUCCUGCACCAGAGGAAGAUCAUGUUCCACCUCCAGAAUUUCGUCCUGGAGGGUUUAAUUGGGGAAAUGGAGCCGAAGUUCCACCUGAAGGUCACCAAAAUAAUUAA